AUGGACCGUAUCGGUGCUGACUUCCUGAUGGUGGUGCAGCAGUUACCAAUCGGUGCGGAAGAUGGCUUUACCGGUGUGGUUGACCUUAUUAAGAUGAAAGGUAUCAUCUGGCAUAUGGAAACAGAAGGUAUGACCUUCGACGAAAUUCCGGUACCGGAAGAUAUGGUGGAAGAAGUGAACUUCUGGCGCCAGAACCUGAUCGAAGCAGUUGCUGAAUAUGAUGAAGCGCUGUUGGAGAAAUUCUUCGAUGACCCGAACACCAUUUCAGAAGACGAAGUGCACGAAGCAAUCCGUAAGGCUUGUAUCGACCUGAGCAUUGUGCCGAUGAUGUGUGGUUCUUCCUUUAAGAAUAAGGGUGUACAAACUGCCCUGGAUGCGGUUUGCCGUUACCUGCCUUCUCCAAUGGAUAUUGAAGAGAUCACAGGUACCGAUCCUGAUGAUGCAGAAAAGAUCCUGACGCGUAAGCCUAGUGCAAAAGAACCAUUCUCUGCAUUGGCCUUUAAGAUCAUGACCGAUCCUUUCGUAGGUCGUCUUGCAUUCUUCCGCUGCUAUUCCGGUCACCUGGAUGCAGGUUCUUAUGUACUGAACCGGGCGAUAUUGGCAGCAGCUGUUGGUUUUAAGGAUAUCAAAACCGGUGACACGCUUUGCGACGAAAAACACCCGAUCGUACUUGAAAAUAUGUUCAUCCCUGAGCCUGUAAUCGCAAUUGCUGUUGAGCCUAAGGCACAACCAGACGUUGACAAAAUGGGUAUGGCGAUUCCAAGCUGGUAG
Messenger RNA from Ostertagia ostertagi, 771 nucleotides. The record is from the annotation of a GenBank genome assembly. Lineage: Eukaryota; Metazoa; Nematoda; Chromadorea; Rhabditida; Trichostrongylidae.